This is a messenger RNA of Verticillium alfalfae VaMs.102, 2082 nucleotides long. Its product is annotated as glucan 1,3-beta-glucosidase. Bases 1 to 2082 code for a protein of 693 amino acids. The record is from RefSeq and is a predicted model, not a curated record. NCBI's taxonomy places the organism in Eukaryota, Fungi, Ascomycota, Sordariomycetes, Glomerellales, Plectosphaerellaceae. Gene Ontology annotation, molecular function: polygalacturonase activity. The transcript has 3 exons.
AUGCGUGUCUCGGCGGCUUUUCUCCUGGCAGCUGCCAGCGCCGUCCAGGGCUAUUGGAUGGAGGAGAUUGCCCACCAAGGCCUCUCUCCGUACCACGAGGACCCGGACUACCAGGUCUUCCGCAACAUUCGGGACUUUGGUGCCGUUGGCGAUGGCGUGACGGACGACACGGCUGCCAUUAACAAGGCCAUUAGCUUCGGUGUGCGAUGCGCUCCCGGCGUCUGCAAGCAAGAGACGACGUCGCCGGCCACCGUCUACUUCCCACCUGGCACCUAUCUCAUCAAUGGAUCCAUCAUUGAUUACUACUACACGCAGCUCAUCGGCGACCCGACGGAUCGGCCCGUCAUCAAGGCCGCCUCCAACUUUCCCACCGAGUCGACGCUCGGUCUCAUUGAUGGAAACCAAUAUGGUGCCAACGGUCUAGCCUAUGGUGCCACCAACACCUUCUUCCGCCAGAUUCGGAACCUCGUUCUGGACACGACGGCCAUUCCCGCCGAAAAGGCCGCCUUUGGCAUCCACUGGCCGUCUUCGCAGGCCACUGCCAUCACGAACUGUGUGUUCAAGCUCGCCGAGGGCGCCCAGAGCAAGCACGUCGGUCUCUUCAUCGAGGAGGGAUCCGGCGGUCUGCUCAAUGACCUCACAUUCGAGGGCGGCCAGUACGCCGCCAACCUCGGCAACCAGCAGUACACGGCGCGCAACUGGAAAAUCUCCAAUGCCCAGGUCGCCAUCAACCAGCUCUGGAACUGGGGCUGGACCUACAAGAGCAUCCACAUCGACAACUGCGGCACCGGCAUCCGCAUGGUCGACAAUGGGACGGCCUCGAUCACACUGCUCGACAGCGAGUUCCGCCAGGUUGAGACGGCCAUCUCCACGGCCCGCGCGUCUAACACGACGAGUAGCUCCGCAGCUGGCACGCUCGUCAUGUACAACGUCCUCUUCGAGUCGGUGGCCGAGAUUCUCACCGGACCCCAGGGUAUCAUCAUCCCUGGUACCGACGGGGCGCAAACUGUUACGAACGCCGGAUUCGCCAUGGGCCACGUCUACGACCCUUUCGGCCCCGAGGUCUUCACUGGCAACUCGCCUGCCUACUUCCCCGCGCCGCCCGCCGUGCUCCUCGACGGCGAGGGCAAGUACUAUGAGCGCUCGAAGCCGCACUACGACGAGUACCCUGUUGCGGCGUUCGUAUCGGCCCGUACCUUUGGCGCCAAGGGCGACGGCAGCACCGACGAUACGGCCGCCCUCAACAAGCUCUUUGCCCACACGGCAGCCAGCGGUCUCGUCGCCUUUGUGGACGCUGGCGCCUACUACGUGACCGACACGGUCUUCAUUCCCGCCGGUGCCCGCAUCGUCGGCGAGGCGCUAUCGUCGACGAUCCUCGGCGGCGGCCCGCGCUACAGCGACAUGAACAAGCCGCACCCCGUCGUACAGGUGGCCAACGCCGGCGACAAGGGCAGCAUCGAGUGGUCGGACAUGAUCCUGUCGACGCGCGGACCGGCGCCCGGCGCCAAGAUUCUCGAGUACAACCUCCACUCGGUCGCCGGCGAGGCGUCGGGCAUGUGGGACGUGCACAUCCGCGUCGGCGGCUUCGCCGGCACGGAUCUCCUGCUCGAGCAGUGCCCGACGUACCCGAACCGGACGGUGGCCAUCGAGCCGUCGUGCUUCGCGGCCUGGGGCAGCAUGCACAUCACGCGGCCGGCGGCGGGCCUGCUGAUGGAGAACUGCUGGGUGUGGGUGGCGGACCACGACCUCGAGGACCCGUCGUACCGGCAGAUCACCAUCUUCGCGGGCCGCGCGUGCUCGUCGAGAGCGACGAGGGCCGCCUCACCGCCUGCUGCCAGAAUCGGGGCCGGCGCGCGCUGCCAGCAGCGCAUCUUCGACAUUGGCGGCAGCCACGGCGGCUGCGUCUACGGCAACGCCACGGCGAGCGGCGUCGUCGGCUCGUCGACGGGCGUCGAGGUCUACAACCUCAACAUUGUCGGCACGAGGGCCAUGAUCACCCGCAACGGCCGGGACAUUGCGUCGUACGAUGACAACAUCGCGGGAUUCACGGCGGGGAUUGGCGUUUACAAACACGACGAGUAG